UGGAGGAGGGAUUUACUCUAAAGCUGUGAUUAGUAAAGCUGGAAUAGUUGUGCGCGAGGAGCCGCGAGGCUGCAAUGAGAGAAUUGUAACCUGUCUACAGGUGUGGAGUGUGUGUAAUACCUCAGGAAGCAGGAUGGUGGCGCUGUCUCUGAAGAUCUGCGUGAGGCAGUGCAAUGUGGUGAAGACGAUGCAGUUUAAGCCGGCGACGGCGGUGUACGACGCGUGCCGGGUCAUCAGAGAGAGAGUUCCGGAAGCGCAGACCGGACCGGCAUCAGAGUUCGGGCUGUUUCUGUCGGACGAGGAUCCGAGGAAAGGUAUCUGGCUUGAAAGUGGACGAACACUGGAUUACUACAUGCUGAGAAAUGGGGAUGUUCUGGAGUACAGGAGGAAGCAGAGACCUCAGAAGGUGAAGAUGCUGGACGGAGCGGUGAAGACCGUGAUGGUGGACGACUCAAAAACAGUCGGAGAACUUCUCCUCACCAUCUGCAGCAGAAUAGGAAUAACGAACUAUGACGAGUACUCUGUGGUGCGGGAGACGGGGGAGGAACGGAGGGAUGAGGGGAUGAGUACACUGAGGAAGGACAGAACUCUGCUGAGAGACGAGAGGAAGAUGGAGAAACUCAAAGCCAAACUGCACACAGACGACGAGCUGAACUGGCUGGAUCAUGGCAGGACGUUUCGGGAGCAGGGUGUGGAGGAGAGCGAGACUCUGUUGUUGAGGAGGAAGUUUUUUUAUUCGGAUCAGAACGUGGAUUCUCGAGACCCGGUUCAGCUCAAUCUGCUCUAUGUACAGGCUCGUGAUGAUAUUCUGAACGGGUCUCAUCCGGUCUCGUUUGAUAAGGCGUGUGAGUUUGGUGGAAUUCAGACGCAGAUCCAGUUCGGUCCUCAUAUAGAACAAAAACACAGAGCCGGACUGCUGGACCUAAAGGAGUUCUUACCUAAAGAAUACGUCAAACAGAGAGGAGCGGAGAAAAAAAUCUUCCAGGAGCACAAGGCAUGUGGAGAAAUGACAGAGAUUGAAGCCAAAGUGAAAUAUGUAAAACUGGCCCGAUCACUCAAAACCUACGGAGUCUCCUUCUUCCUGGUGAAGGAGAAGAUGAAGAGUAAGAAUAAGCUGGUUCCUCGGUUGCUGGGCGUCACUAAGGAGUCGGUGAUGAGGGUGGAUGAGAAAACUAAAGAGGUUCUGCAGGAGUGGCCCCUCACCACCGUCAAGAGAUGGGCUGCUUCACCCAAGAGCUUCACCCUGGAUUUUGGAGAGUAUCAGGAGAGUUAUUACUCUGUUCAGACGACGGAGGGAGAGCAGAUCUCUCAGCUGAUCGCCGGAUACAUCGACAUCAUCCUCAAAAAGAAAAAGAGUAAAGAUCGUUUUGGUUUAGAAGGAGAUGAAGAGGCAACAAUGCUGGAGGAUUCAGUCUCUCCAAAGAAGUCCACUAUCCUGCAGCAGCAGUAUAACAGUGCGGGGCGGGUGGAGCACGGGUCGGUGGCGUUACCCGGCGUCCUGAGGACCAGCUCUGUGGGUCCUGAGACUCUGAACGUGGGCACCAUGCCCUCACCACAGCAGCAGAUCACCACCGGCCAGAUGCACCUCGGACACAUGCCACCACUGAGUGCGGCGCAGCAGGCUCUAGUGGGAACCAUUAACACCAGUAUGCAGACGGUGCAGCAGGUCCAGGCUGAUCUGGAGGAGGUGGAGGAGUUACCCCCACUAGGAGACGACCUGGCGUCUAAAGUCUGGAUUCAGAAUAAGGUCGACGAGUCGAAGCAUGAGAUUCACUCUCAGGUGGGAGCGAUCACCGCCGGCACAGCAUCCGUGGUUAAUCUCACCGCAGGUGGUCCGGAGGAGACGGACUACACGGCGGUGGGCUGCGCCAUCACCACCAUCUCCUCUAACCUGAGCGAGAUGUCGAAGGGCGUGAAGCUGCUGGCGGCGCUGGUGGAGGAUGAGGUGGGCAGUGGGCAGGAUCUGAUGAGGGCGGCUCGGACUCUGACCGGCGCCGUGUCCGACCUGCUGAACGCCGUGGAGCCCACGUCCGGAGAGCCUCGGCAGACUGUGUUGAAUGCAGCAGGCAGUAUCGGUCAGGCCAGCGGUGAUCUGCUGCGGCAAAUCGGAGAGAAAGAGACGGAUGAGAGGUUUCAGGAUUUUCUGAUGAACCUGGCUAAAGCUGUAGCUAAUGCAGCAGCGAUGAUGGUUCUGAAGGCGAAGAACGUGGCUCAGGUGUCGGAGGAUACGGUUCUGCAGAACCGGGUCAUCGCUGCAGCGACGCAGUGCGCCCUCUCCACCUCUCAGCUGGUGGCCUGUGCUAAGGUGGUGAGUCCGACGAUCAGUUCUCCGGUGUGUCAGGAGCAGCUGAUGGAGGCGGGGAAGUUGGUGGAUCGCUCGGUGCAGGGCUGUGUGAACGCCUGUCUCUCUGCUACUGAUGACGGGGAGCUGCUGAAGGCGGUUAGCGCCGCCGCCGGCGUCGUCACUCAGGCCCUGGCCGACCUCCUCGCCCACGUACGCAACUACGACUCCUGCGGAGAGCCAAUCGGACGCUACGACCAGGCCACCGACACCAUCAUGAACGUCACUGAGAACAUAUUCAGCUCUAUGGGAGACGCAGGUGAGAUGGUGAGACAGGCGCGAGUGCUGGCUCAGGCUACCUCUGAUCUGGUGGGAGCGAUGAGGUCGGAUGCGGAGGCUGAAAUUGAUGUGGAUAACUCCAAGAAGCUCCUCGCCGCCGCCAAGCUGCUCGCCGACGCCACCGCCCGCAUGGUGGAAGCUGCGAAGGGAGCUGCAGCGUUCCCGGAGAAUGAGGAUCAGCAGCAGAAGUUGCGGGAGGCGGCGGAGGGGCUGCGAGUCGCCACCAGUGCAGCUGCUCAAAACGCCAUCAAGAAAAAACUCAUCACCAGACUAGAGAAUGCAGCGAAGCAGGCUGCUGCAGCCGCUACUCAGGCCAUCGCUGCGGCUCAGAACGCUGCAGCCUCCAACAAAAACACCGCCGCCCACCAACAACUGGUCCAGAGCUGCAAGGCUGUAGCUGAUCAUAUUCCUCAGCUGGUACAGGGGGUACGGGGGAGUCAGGGGCAGCCUGAAGACGACAGUGCCCACCUCGCCCUCAUCAUCGCCAGCCAGAACUUCCUGCAGCCGGGCAGUAAGAUGGUGGCGUCGGCGAAGUCCUCGGUCCCGACCGUGACGGAUCAGGCCGCCGCCAUGCAGCUCAGCCAGUGCGCCAAGAACCUCUCCACCAGCCUGGCAGAACUCCGCACUGCUGCCCACAUGGCUCAUGAAGCGUGUGGACCAAUGGAGAUAGACUCCGCCCUCACCGCUGUUCAGACCCUGAGGAACGAGCUCCAGGACGCCAGAACGGCUGCCGUUAAACACCAGCUGAAACCCCUGCCUGGAGAAUCGUUGGAGAAGUGUGGGCAGGACCUGGGCAGUACAUCUAAAGCGGUUGGUUCUUCCAUGGCUCAGCUGCUCACCUGUGCUGCACAGGGCAACGAGCACUACACAGGUGUAGCUGCGAGAGAGACCGCCCAGGCUCUGAAGUCAUUGGGCCAGGCGGCGCGUGGCGUUGCCGCGGCGACUGCGGAUGCGGAGGCGGCGGUGCUGAUGCUGGACUCGGCACGGGAGGUGAUGCAGGGAUCAGAGAUGCUGAUCAGUAAAGCUAAAGAGGCUCUGGAGACUCCCGGUGACACCGAGAGCCAGCAGACCCUCGCUCAGAUGGCGAGGUCCGUGUCUCACUCUCUGAACUCCUGUGUGAACUGUCUGCCGGGGCAGAAGGAUGUGGAUCUGGCACUGAAGAGCAUCGGAGAGGCCAGUAAGAAGCUGCUGAUGGAGACGCUUCCUCCCUGCAGUAAGUCCUUCCAGGAGGCUCAGAGUGAUCUGAAUCAGACGGCGGCGGGUCUGAAUCAGUCCGCAGGGGACGUGGUUCACGCCUCCAGAGGAACCAGCAGUCAGCUGGCCGACGCCUCCGGGAAGUUCUCUGAAGACUUCGAUGAGUUUCUGGACGCUGGUAUUGAGAUGGCAGGUCACACUCAGAGGAAGGAUGAUCAGCUGCAGGUGAUUGGGAAUCUGAAGAACAUCUCCAUGUCCUCCAGUAAACUCCUGCUGGCUGCUAAAUCUUUAUCUGUGAACCCCAGAGCCGCUAACGCUAAGAGCCUGCUCGCCACUGCAGCCAGGUCUGUAACGGACAGCAUCAACCAGCUGAUCACUAUGUGCACUCAGCACAGCCCGGGACAGAGGGAGUGCGACAACGCUCUCCGUGAGCUGGAGGCUGUGAUAGUGCUGCUGGACAACCCUAAUGAACCAGUUAACGGUUUGUCGUAUUUUGACUGUAUUGAGAGCGUGAUGGAGAACUCUAAGGUCCUCGGUGAGUCUAUGGCAGGUAUCUCUCAGAACUGUAAGACAGGUGACGUGCCGGCGUUUGGCGAGUGUGUGGGCGUGGCCUCUAAAGCUCUGUGUGGGCUGACUGAGGUGGCUCGACAGACGUCGUACCUCGUGGGCGUGUCCGAUCCGAACAGUCAGGCGGGUCAGCAAGGUCUAGUGGACCCCAUUCAGUUUGCUCGAGCCAAUCAGGCGAUCCAGAUGGCCUGCCAGAACCUCGCUGACCCGGGCAGCAGCCCAUCUCAGGUGCUCUCUGCUGCCACCAUCGUGGCCAAACACACCUCAGCGCUGUGUAACGCCUGCCGCCUGGCCUCCGCCAAAACCACCAACCCCGUCGCCAAGCGCCACUUCGUCCAAUCAGCCAAAGAGGUGGCUAACAGCACCGCCAUCCUCGUUAAAACCAUUAAGGCUCUGGACGGGGAUUUCUCCGCUGAGAAUCGUGAUAAGUGUCGAGUAGCGACGGCGCCGCUGAUCGAAGCCGUCGACAGUUUGACCGUUUUUGUGUCCAGUCCUGAGUUCGGCAGCGUCCCGGCUCAGAUCAGCAGAGAGGGUUCUGCUGCACAGGAGCCAAUCCUCCAAUCAGCACGCUCCAUGCUGGACAGCUCCAUCAAGCUCCUGACGACCGCUCGCUCACUGGUCCUGAACCCUAAAGAUCCCGCCUUAUGGUCUUUACUCGCCGCCCACUCGCACACCGUAUCCGACUCCAUCAAGAGCCUCAUCACCGCCGUCAGGGAUAAGGCUCCUGGUCAGAGAGAGUGUGAUUCUGCUAUAGACAGUGUGAGGAAGUGUAUCAGAGAGAUGGAGCAGGCGUGUCUCUCUGCUGUCAGUCAGAAUCUGCCCACGCGUCAGGACAUCUCUCUGGAGGCUUUGCAGGAGCAGCUGAUGUCAUCAGUACAGGAAGUGGGUCACCUGAUUGAUCCAAUCUCUACAGCAGCUAAAGGAGAGGCGUCACAGCUGGGUCACAUGGUCUCUCAGCUGGCGAGUUACUUUGAGCCGCUGAGCAGGGCAGCAGUGGGCGUGGCCUCUAAGAUGAUGCACCACCAGGAGCAGAUGAAUCUUCUAGAUCAGAGCAGGACCCUGGCUGAGUCUGCUCUGCAGAUGCUCUACGCUGCCAAAGAGGGCGGCGGGAACCCCAAGGUGACUCUUACCCAUGAUGCCAUAGCAGAGGCGGCUCAGCUGAUGAGGGAGGCGGUAGAUGAUCUGAUGUUGACUCUGAAUGAAGCUGCCAGUGAGGUGGGGAUAGUGGGAGGUAUGGUGGACUCCAUUGCUGAGGCCAUGGGCAAGUUGGGGGCGGGGACUCCAUCAGAGACAGAAGGAUCGUUUGUGGAUUAUCAGACCGUCAUGGUGAAAUUCUCCAGAGCCAUCGCCGUUACAGCUCACGACAUGAUAGGGAAGUCGGUGAGCUCUCCGGAGGAGUUGGGGAGUUUGGCGUCUCAGGUCACGGCAGAUUACGGUCAGCUGGCGCUGCACGGACGCCUGGCUGCUGCCACGGCCGAGCCUGAGGAGGUGGGGGUGCAGAUAAAGAGCCGGGUGCAGGAGCUGGGGCACGGCUGCAUGGCGCUGGUGCAGAAAGCUGGAGCUCUGCAGAUCUGCCCCUCCGACUCCAUCACCAAGCGGGAGCUGAUGGAGUGUGCACGAACCGUCACUGAGAAGGUGUCUCUGGUGCUGUCGGCUCUGCAGGCUGGUAAUAAGGGGACUCAGGCGUGUAUAACUGCAGCCAGCGCCGUCUCCGGCAUCAUCGCCGACCUUGACACCACCAUCAUGUUCGCCUCGGCCGGAACGCUCAACACCGAAAACGACUCCGACGCAUUCGCUGAACACAGGGAGAAUAUUCUGAAGACGGCUAAAGCUCUGGUGGAGGACACUAAGAACCUGGUGUCCGGUGCUGCUACCAGUCCGGAGAAGCUGGCCCGAGCUGCCCAGUCCUCAGCCAAGACCAUCACUCAGCUCACAGAAGUGGUGAAACUGGGAGCUGCCAGUAUCGGACCUGACGACCCCGAGACUCAGGUUGUUCUGAUUAAUGCAGUGAAGGAUGUGGCUAAAGCGCUAGCUGAGCUCAUCAGCGCCACCAAAGGUGCAGCAGGUAAAGCAGCAGAAGACCCGUCCAUGCUCCAGCUGAAGGGUGCAGCCAAGGUGAUUGUAACGAAUGUGACCUCGUUGCUGAAGACGGUGAAGGCGGUUGAGGAUGAGGCCACUAGGGGCACCAGAGCGCUGGAGGCGGCUAUAGAGUGCAUCAGACAGGAACUCACAGUUUUUCAGUGUAAGGAAACUCCGGAUAAGUGCAGCACUCCAGAGGAGUUCAUCCGCAUGACGAAAGGCAUCACCACCGCCACGGCUAAAGCUGUAGCCGCCGGGAACUCCACCCGCCAGGAGGACGUCAUCUCUACAGCCAACCUCAGCCGCAGAGUCAUCUCCGACAUGCUGACCACCUGCAAGAGAGCAGCGUACGGUGACGGGGUGAGUGAGGAGGUCCGGAGCAGAGCUCUUCAGUACGGGACCGAGUGCACUAACGGAUUCCUGGAGCUGCUGGAUCACGUUCUGCAGGUUCUCCAGAGGCCGACAGUAGAACAGAAGCAGCAGUUAGCCUGGUUCUCUAAACGUGUUGCUGGAGCCGUAACUGAGCUCAUUCAGACAGCAGAGAGCAUGAAGGGUACUGAGUGGGUGGACCCGGAGGAUCCGACAGUGAUUGCUGAGACGGAGCUGUUAGGAGCCGCAGCCUCAAUCGAAGCAGCAGCUAAAAAACUGGAGCAGCUUAAACCCAGAGCUAAACCGAAGGAAGCUGAUGAAAGUCUGGACUUUGAGGAGCAAAUUUUGGAAGCAGCCAAAUCUAUUGCUGCAGCCACCAGCGCCCUCGUCAAAUCAGCUUCAGCUGCUCAGAGAGAGCUGGUAGCACAGGGCAAGGUGGGCUCCAUCCCUGCCAAUGCUGAGGACGAUGGCCAGUGGUCACAAGGGCUAAUCUCAGCUGCGCGCAUGGUUGCUGCAGCUACCAGCAGUCUGUGUGAAGCAGCGAAUGCGUCGGUGCAGGGUCACGCCAGCGAGGAGAAGCUCAUCUCCUCCGCCAAGCAGGUCGCCGCCUCCACCGCCCAGCUGCUGGUGGCCUGCAAGGUCAAGGCUGACCAGGACUCUGAGGCCAUGAGGAGAUUACAGGCUGCAGGAAACGCAGUGAAGCGAGCGUCGGAUAAUCUGGUGAAAGCAGCUCAGAAAGCAGCGUUUGAUAAGGCAGAUGAUGAAAACGUGGUGGUGAAGACCAAGUUUGUUGGAGGAAUUGCUCAGAUCAUCGCGGCGCAGGAGGAGAUGCUGAGGAAGGAGCGGGAGCUGGAGGAGGCUCGGAAGAAGCUCGCCCAGAUCCGACAGCAGCAGUACAAAUUCCUGCCCAGCGAACUGAGAGGAGACGAAGACUAAACACCAACUCACCUGUGUGUGUGUGCGUGUGCGUGUGUGUGUGGUUACAUUCACACAGCAGAUAAAAGUGGCACAAAUCAGAUGUUAAUUUUAUUCUUUUCCCACUAUCGUUUUAAUGUAAUCUGAUUCCUGCAUUGGUCAGUUCACGCUCCUAAAGUGAAGCUCAUACACUAAAGAGCAGCAGAGCUUCAUGUGAAGUUUCAGUUUCAUCUUCAUCCUCUCCAGCAUAACAGGAGCUUUCAAGCUGUUCCAGUGACUGCAGCUGGACUUAUCACAGAAAAUGCGUUCUAGCUCACUUUAAAAAGAAUACGUUAUUUUUUAGGCUACAGUCACUUUGUAAGUUGCAGUUUUGACUGGGUAAAGUAUUUGCACCAGAACCGGCUGUUCAUACUGUUCAUCAUUUUAAUGUGAUUUAUAUGUAUACAAGACAUUAGUGUGAAAAGCAGCGCUUCACAUAAAGUUUCGGUUUCAUCUGCUUUCAUCUGUCAGGUAUACAGUAUAUCACAUUAAAAAGGUGAACAGUCUAAGAUAAACAUUGUAUUUGAUGCACUGUUUUUAUUUUGCAUGGAUGCUGCAGCAGCUCCAUCCUGUAUCCAUGAUCGGACCUGAACGUGACCCUUUCGCCUGCUGUGUGAACGUAGUUUGAGUGUGUGACGAUGAUGAAGGUGUUUAGAUGAUGAAGGUUAAAUCUCUUUUAUCAUCACUGAUCUGUAAUAACGGCUUUAUGAACAGUGUUCUGAGCUCUACAGCAGGGCUGAGAGAUGUUUGGAAUGUGACCCACAGAGUGGUUGUUAUAAUAGUUGGAUGUACACUCUGUACAGUUUUAUUUAAAACAUGACAUUUUAAAAACGUAUAUAUUAAUCAUGAAUGAAGGAGAUAGCUUUGUGAUGCUGAGUUACGCUACACACUACGCUGUACGACUGUCGGGUUUGGAGUAAUGCCUCGAGUUUUAGUAUUUCUUAAUCUUUAACCAUAUUAAUGAUACGAUGUUUAAAGAUGAGGACUGCGUCUGUGCUCUGUUUGAGGCUCGUCAGACUGACUGUAUCAGACCGUCAGCUGCUACCCAUCUAGUACCUAAUCAAAUACCUUAACUACCUAUCAUCUACCUUUCAACUACUCCAACUACCAUCAACUACCCCCAACAAAUCCAAUUACCCAUCAACUACCCCAACUACCAUCAUCUACAUUUCAUCUACAUAUCAACUACCCCUAAUUUUCUAUCAACCUCCUAUCAACCACUUAACCACCAUCAACUACCCCCAACUAAACCAAUUAACCAUCAACUACCCCAACUACCAUUAACUACCUGUCAUCUGCAUAGCAACUACACCUAAUUAUCGAUCAGCUACCUAUCAACUACUCAACAACCCCAACUACCCCAACUAAUCCAAUUAACCAUCAGCUACCCCCUACUAAUCCAAUUAUUCAUCAACUACCCCAACUACCACCAAUUAGCAACUAAUCCAGCUACCUAUCAAGUACCCCAACUACCACCAAUUACCCCAACUUCCAUCAACUACCUCAACUUAUCCAACUACCCACCAACUACUCUGGCUACCAUCAACUACCCAUCAACUCCUCCAACAACCCAUCUUUCAUUUAAAACAUGCCAUUUAAAACUUGUAUAUUUAACCCUUUAAUGAGGAAAAUGGCUUUAAUGUUGUGGCGAGUUAGACUGCAUCAUGAAUAGUAUAAAAUGAUCGUGAAUAGUGCACAACUUUUUGAGAAUCACUUCCUGUGUGCUGUAUACAGAAUAAGAGUUCUAUAAAUAUAAAAAGCUACAGAGCUGCUCCCUUAUUUCAGGUUUCACCAUGAGUGCUGUUUACAGAACAACCGCAUGUAGUUUAUGCACUGAAAUAAAAAGAAAAAUCUACUUUAAAAGUGAUGAUGAGCAGUAGUUUGGGACAGUGGAACUGAUGAAUGUACUGAGUUAAUUCUACUGAGUAUAAAGCAGAAUUAUAUACAUUAUAUAUAAUAUACAGCUCUGUAAAAAAUGAAGGUCGCACUUCAGUUUCUGAAUCAGUUUCUCUGAUUUUACUAUUUAUAGGUUUAUGUUUGAGUAAAAUGCACAUUGUUGUUUUAUUCUAUAAACUACAGACAACAUUUCUCCCAAAUUACAAAUAAAAAUAUUCUCAUUUAGAGCAUUUAUUUACAGAAAAUGAGAAAUGACUGAAAUUAAGUUUUAAGAGUUCAGAAAUAAUCAAUAUUUGGUGGAAUAAUCCUGGUUUUUAAUCACAGUUUUAAUUUCAUGCAUCUUGGCAUCAUGUUCUCCUCCACCAGUCUUACACACUGCUUUUGGAUAACUUUAUGCUGCUUUACUCCUGGUGCAAAAAUUCAAGCAGUUCAGUUUGGUGGUUUGAUGGUUUGUGAUCAUCCAUCUUCCUCUUGAUUAUAUUCCAGAGGUUUUUAAUUUGCUAAAAUCAAAGAAACUCAUCAUUUUUAAGUGCUCUCUUAUUUUUUCCAGAGCUGUAUUUAGUUUUUUUGGCUGUAGAUUUAAAAUGCUCUCUAAAAUCUUGUUUUAAUAGUGCCUCUUUCUCACAUGGAGACCAAGGUGGGUUUUGUGGUUCUGCUGCUUUACUGACUUUGUUCAGAACCACAGUACUCCGGGCUCUCUGCUGUAUUUUAGUUUUUUCAGCAUUGUUUAGUUUUUAGUGCCUUAGUUCUCAUUGUACACGCUAUUUAAGACACUGUAGACCGAGAGAUUCAUUUCAGUGAUUCAGUAAAAAUAUCCUUCAGCUUUUUAUAUAUAAAGUGAAAGUUUACAGCAUAUAUAACAUAAGUGGAUAUGUUGAUUAAACAUGUUCUUUAAACCCUGGGAGCGCUCAUCCCAGAGCACUGAAUGGUACAUUUGACAUGAGCCGCUGUUUCGUUUAAAUGACAUUUUAAGUUUGUUUUUCUUUUCUGUUUUUUAAUCAGAGUGGGACAGAUAUAAUAAAGUUAUAUAAUCUUGAGUGAUGAUGUAUGUAAACUGUUUAACUGGCUGCGGAAAAGAAGUAUUCAUUGAAAAUAAAGAUUUAAAAAUUA
Molecule: messenger RNA, 10789 nt
Organism: Astyanax mexicanus (Mexican tetra)
Lineage: Eukaryota; Metazoa; Chordata; Actinopteri; Characiformes; Acestrorhamphidae
Gene: tln2a
Product: talin 2a
Exons: 57
Coding region: 134-7765 (2543 amino acids)
Biological process (GO): cell-cell adhesion
Cellular component (GO): plasma membrane; ruffle; focal adhesion
Molecular function (GO): structural constituent of cytoskeleton; actin filament binding; integrin binding
Source: RefSeq, a predicted model, not a curated record